UCGGUAUAAAACUUAUGCUCGAAGGGUGAUCGCGCUCGUAUUAAUUGAGUAGAACGGUGCGGUGAACGGUUCAGUCGAGUGCGAAUUUUUUGUUACUAUGAUGAAAGCUUUCCUAGUCCAAUUUUUAGUGGUUUUAGGUUUUCAGUACGGAAAAUCAUCUGUCGCACCCGUCCUCAGUGUCUGCUCGCGGAACGAUCCGAACCUGGGGCAGUGCAUCACGAAUGUGGUCUACCGGAUCCGAAAGAAUGUGGCCGAUGGAAAUUACGGAGACGGCAGAGCGGCACCGAAGUUGGAUCCGAUGCACUUCCCGCAGCUGGCCAUUAACAACGGGCCGGGAUUUAAGCUGGUACUAUCGGAUGUUACGAUUCGCGGUGCUAGUGGGUUUAAUAUCCAGCAGCUUCGCGAUAAUCUGCCGGCGAAGAGGUUCGACAUUGUGUCCACGAUUCCGGUGAUGCAUAUUAGCGGGCAGUACGAUUUGAACAUGAGUAUUCUACUGCUGAAGGUCAACGGGAAAGGCAAAUUUAAUCUUGUACUGAACGAUACGAUCGCCAACAUGCGUAUGGAAUACCAGACGGUGCCGUCCGGGGGCAAGAAUUUCGUCCGUUUCCACCCGAUCGAACUGAAGCUAAAGUUCACCAAGGCGCGUUUCAACUUUAACGGCCUGUUUAACGGCGACCCGGCCCUGGAGGAGUUCGGCAAUAAGGCCAUCAACGAAAAUCCGCACCUGCUGCUGGACGAGGUCAGACCCUCGUUCGAGAAGAAUCUGGCGCGCGUCUUUACCGAAAUCUCCAACAGUGUCGUGCAGGGUGCGGAAGAGUCGGAACUGCUUCCGUCAUGAUGAUCUGUUCUGUGUUCUAUUCACUUUUGUCCUACCGAACGCAAGCUGUUAACGGCGACUAUUUACGAUGCUAAUAAAGAUGGAUAGCGUGUUGA
Messenger RNA from Wyeomyia smithii (pitcher-plant mosquito), 933 nucleotides. RefSeq lists its product as uncharacterized. The coding region runs from base 98 to 838 and encodes 246 amino acids. The transcript has 4 exons. The record is from RefSeq and is a predicted model, not a curated record. NCBI's taxonomy places the organism in Eukaryota, Metazoa, Arthropoda, Insecta, Diptera, Culicidae.